CAGGGAGGCCUUCGGGUUUCUCCAAGCCGCGUGACCAUGACGUUAAAAAUGCCACUCCCGUGACGUCAGUGGGCUGAGGCGGAAGAAGAGCGUAGAGGAAAUAUCGAGGUGAAGCGACGGUGUUAGGUGUCUGCUCGAGUUGUAGGUUGACUCAUUUUCUGUCAGGAUGGAUCUAUUGUUUGGGCGCCGGAAGACCCCAGAGGAGAUGCUACGGCAAAAUCAGCGGGCUCUGAACCGUGCCAUGCGAGAAUUAGACCGUGAGCGGCAGAAGCUGGAGACCCAGGAAAAAAAGAUCAUUGCUGACAUCAAGAAAAUGGCCAAGCAAGGGCAGAUGGAUGCUGUGAAAAUCAUGGCUAAAGAUCUGGUGCGAACAAGGCGCUAUGUCAAGAAAUUCAUCAUGAUGAGGGCUAACAUCCAGGCUGUGUCCCUUAAGAUACAGACACUCAAAUCAAACAACUCCAUGGCUCAGGCAAUGAAAGGUGUCACCAAAGCCAUGGCUACCAUGAACAGACAGCUCAAGUUGCCUCAGAUUCAGAAGAUCAUGAUGGAGUUUGAAAAGCAGUCAGAGAUCAUGGAAAUGAAGGAAGAGAUGAUGAAUGAUGCCAUUGAUGAUGCGAUGGGAGAUGAAGAGGAUGAGGAGGAAAGCGAUGCUGUUGUCUCUCAGGUGUUGGAUGAGCUAGGUCUGACUUUGACCGAUGAGCUGUCAAAUUUGCCUUCCACGGGUGGUUCUCUGAGCGUGGCCGGAGGAAAGAAAGCUGAAGCCUCAGCAGCCCUUGCCGACGCAGAUGCCGAUUUGGAGGAGCGGUUAAAAAACCUACGGCGAGAUUAGAAGAGCAGUGCCCAGCUCCCUUGCCCUCCCCUAGCAUGGGUGCUCUUCAGCCACUCCUGGUGUUAGGAUUACAACUCUGCUAUGGCAGGGAGUUCUAGCUUUGCAAGCUUGUGUGGGGUUGACCUUGGGUGGCAUAAUUGGGGGAAAGAAGGGUUAAACCCAGCCACGUGGUGCUUUUAUAUUCCCCUUUAAUUUGAAAGGACUUUCAGCAUCACUUGGAAAAAGUAUACGGUAUUUUUUUUUUCUUUUUUCCCUACCAUGAAAAUGCUUUCAUUUCCAUGAGGCUGAAUAGCUUGGGAUCUAAAGGAAGUUUCCUUUUGAAGGGGUGGGGGGGAGAGCAGGAGUGGGUGACAUUCCCUACUCAAUACCCCAUGUUCUUUUGGUGAUGGUGGCAAGGUGGAGGGGGGCAAGAAGGGGGAACAACAGGUGAUACUUUGGCUGAUAUCCCUGCCAUUGAGAGUGGCCAAGGACUUUAUUAUUCUUUUCUCAGUAAAGCUUUAUAUAAAACCCUGCCCCUGGAGGCAGGCAGGCGGGCAGGCUGGCCUCCACGUUCGAUUCUUUGUCUCUUGUAAUAAAGAUUGUAGUUUAUACUAAGUUCCUCUGGCAUCUGCUCUUGCCCCUGAAAUGGAACAAAAUGAAAUUGUCCCCUAACCACUGUAGUUCUAAGUAUCCCAACACUGCACAUUUGUCUCUCUCUGUUGUGCAUUUGAAACUUUUGGAGCAGGGCAUGUUUUAUGUGAGAAAUGUAGGCAGAUUGCCAUGGUUCUAGACAUUUCCCUUUGAGUCUGGGAGUAUAUGAAGCAUUGUAAGUGUCUUCUUAUGCUCUACCUAUGUUUGAAACUAUGGGCCCAGUUAGUGACUUGUAGAUAAGAUAGAUGGGUUAAAGCAAAAGGAAGACUCCUACAAAUUUGAUUUGGAGCAGGGAGCACUGAGGAAAUAUCUACUUAAACAGUGCAAAAUUAAGCUGUGAGAUUCCGUUCAGCAGGAUAAAGUGAUAGCAUUGACCUUCGUUGCAAGGGGAUUUAUUUGUCCUCUAUAAAUUUGUAUGUUAAAUACAGCAGAUAUCCAGCAGACAUCAGAGGGAGAAAAGGGCUGAAAGAGAGGAAGAUUUCUCUUGAAUCCAGCCAAUGGGCAUGCCACAGGAAAUUGAAUGUAACCAGGUUGCUGGAUGAGAGGCUAUUUUGCUGCUCUAGCAUGGAUGCUUUUGGCUUACUAGAAUCCAAAAGAGGGUGUACACAGUUGUGCCAGGGAAUUAUUCAGAUGGAAUUGGGUAAGACCAGAAGAUGAAGGGAAUUUGUGAGGCCUGCUGAAUAUAUGACAUGUACCCGGGGGGGGGGGGGGGGAUAGACGAUCCCAACCUAGUUUCAUUCUAGAAAGCAAACAGGAAGGAGAAAUUUCUGGAAUCUCUUCCAUUUUUGCUCACUUGAUAUCUAUUGACUUUCUGCAAAUGAUCCAAGGAGGCUGAUUUUCAUUUUCCUUGUCUUUAUUUUUAAUUACUAUUUUUGGAAGAGGGAUACUUCUGAUUCUCAGGAUCCAAGGUGGAAUGUCAUCUGAGAUCUGAAUUGUUUGGAAGCGCAGUAUCCAGGAUGUCCCAGGGAUGGUGGAAGUGGUGAUUCUGAAGGAUGCCCGAUCAUGGGAUGGCUCCAGCAGGCUGUUUAAUGUAAAACUCUUCUGUGGAUUUAUUUUUCCUUGAGUGCUACUGCACAAAGCAAAUAUGGCAAAGGUGAGGGUCCCAAAAAUCUGGGAACAUUAUGCCAUUUAUGGAAAAUCAGAAGACUUCCAAAUGAAUAAAGAGCAAUGACUCAGUAAUUUAACAUGUCCAGUCAGAAUGAAAUACAGGGGCUUUAUUGAAGUUGGGAACUCCUUCUGUAGUGCCUGCUGAGAAUGAUGCAUCAGUGCUGAGCUUUCUGUUGGUUGAGCAUUCUUGAGUCCCUACGGGAAAGGAAACAUGGCUGGCUUUGGGUCCCAGUGAUUUGGAGACUGUAAAGAUAAUAGAAAAUCAUAGAGUAAUGUAGAUGUAUCUUCCCAUUGCUGUGGGAUAUAAUGCUUCUUCCCUUGGGCUAAGCCAUAGCUUUCCUGACAAAUGGGUGGGGUGGGGGAGAACUGCCAGCAAACAAUUGGAUUCACACUACAAACUAGGGUAAAAUGGAGUAUGGUGGCUUAUAAUCAGUAUAUCAGCAUAAUCAGUAUAUGGUGGGAAUCCAACCAUUGAUUUCCAGUGUUGUCCAAAUUGGGUCAUCACAUAAUACAUGUGGUUUAUUUGAACACAGCAACUGUAUUUGGUAACCAAAUUAUUUAGGAAGAAUAUUUCCUCCUAUAGUUUUGGGGGCCUCUUGUAUCAAUAUCUGAGCUUGGAUUAAAGAUUGCUAAUGUUUUCUCUUGCAGGAGCCAUAUGUCUUUACUACAUAUUGUCUUGCAUAAAUCUACUUGAUGAAGCUUUUGCCUCUCUUUUUAUCUUCCUGUGUAGAAAAUAUGUGUGGAGUCAAGCAAGUCUCCUGUGUUAAGAACUCCCCACUAGUGACAAUACUAUUUAUCUUCAGAAACUCCCUACUAACAGAGAUUCUCAUUCUUCCCACAAUCCCGAUAUUCCUAUCCAGUCUAUGGCUUGUUUUCCCUGUUAAGCACCCUGAUGAUAUGGAAGCUUGCAUUUAAGAAUGGAGUCAGGGGAUAAAAUUUUAUUGCAAUAACUGCUACACUUCUACAUGCCUUUUGUCUUUUAAAUAAAAUGAAAACAGUCAAAUUCUUUCCUCUAAGAUAAUACAAUUGCUGCACAUUCCCUCUUAGUAAAUUCCCCAUAGCCCAGCUAUUCUGUAUUGCAACUUGCCAUGUUCCCACUGAAUGCUGCCCUCAAUCCUUUUACCUCCGAAGUCCAAACAACAUAGGGACACUCACCUAGGGACCAUUUUUUAGAUCCGGGUGAGCUAUGCCCAGUGCCCGCAAGCAGGAAUGAUAUGUCUCCAGCAGCUCCUUGCAUGCCUCUUCUCCCUUUUCUUUAACACUGCAAAGGUAAAGAAGUGGUAAAGUAAUGAUAACAAUACUGCUGGUUUUUCUUACAAUUGAACAACAGCACAGAAACCUGGAGAUCUUCAAGCCCUCUCUGCAACUCUCGGAGGGUGACACUCCUGCCACACCCACAGUGAGGGUAGUGACUUGGUAGCUUCCAUUACCCCAAGACAGUCACAAGUGCCCACUUUAAAAUAAUAAUGAAAUCUUUUAUUGCAUCUUCCCAGAUUUUCUCAAGUUCUAUUCUUCUCCUGUUAUAGGUAUUGCUCAGUGACAUAAGGAUUAUAGCCCUUGAUAUAUAUAAUGUUCUCAAUAUGAAACUUAACAGAUUUUUUAAAAAUGAUUUUUUCCUUUCCUGAAGUACUUAUUUCUGCUUUCAAAAAAUAAUAAAUGCACCAGUCCAAUGUUUCAGUGUUUUUCACAUUCAUGGGUGAGCAGUUGCGUCCUAUAGUGGGAGGAAUCACAUUUGAACUGAAACAGAGAGGGGGAGGAUAACUUAUAUUUUGGUUUUUAUGUUGAUGAUGGUGGCCAUUGCAGAAGAGAGGAAUGUAUAUCAUGUAUUUACAACUUGAAGCUUUUGGACUGGUUCAGAGGUCCAGUCCAUUCAGAAGAAGCAAAAAGCCUUUAGAACCCUUGGAAUUUCUUCUGUGAAAUGGGACUUGAAACCAAUUCUGCAAUAACAGAACUCGGAUCGUAUAUGGUUCUAGAUAGGGAACAUAAUUUUUGUAUUUGUUGCAAGUUGUAUUCUGGCAGCAAGAUGGAGAUACAAAGAGACCCAUUAAAAAUAAAAACAAAGAUGAGGCC
This is a messenger RNA of Pantherophis guttatus, 4636 nucleotides long. RefSeq names its product charged multivesicular body protein 2A (gene CHMP2A). The record is from RefSeq and is a predicted model, not a curated record. Gene Ontology annotation, biological process: vacuolar transport. Lineage: Eukaryota; Metazoa; Chordata; Lepidosauria; Squamata; Colubridae.